Molecule: messenger RNA, 2375 nt
Organism: Mycetomoellerius zeteki
Lineage: Eukaryota; Metazoa; Arthropoda; Insecta; Hymenoptera; Formicidae
Gene: Vps51
Product: vacuolar protein sorting 51
Exons: 11
Coding region: 105-2315 (736 amino acids)
Biological process (GO): retrograde transport, endosome to Golgi; Golgi organization; lysosomal transport
Cellular component (GO): EARP complex; membrane; GARP complex
Source: RefSeq, a predicted model, not a curated record
UAACCUACAAACAUCACAAUUUGAUAGCUGCCAACACUUAUUAAUGCGUUACUGCGAGAUAAAAUAAUAUAAGAGAGUGACGAAUAUAUAGGAAGAUUGACAAGAUGACAGAGAAUACUAAUAAUCCUUAUGACAUUAAUGGACAACAUUUCAAUUCUGACAUGUAUUUUCAAAAGUUAUUGAAGGAGUGCACAUUAAAACAAAUUAUGGAUCACGAAGCAGAGAUCCUAAAAAAUACUCAAGCAUUACAUUCAGAUAUGCAAACCUUGGUAUAUGAAAAUUAUAAUAAGUUCAUAUCUGCUACCGAUACUAUACGCAAGAUGAAAACUGAUUUCAAGGAGAUGGAGGACAACAUGGAUCUUUUAGCACAGAAUAUGGAAAGCAUCACUUCUUUUUCAGAGCAGAUCUCUUCAACUUUACAUGGAACAAGACAACAAAUUGCUAAACUCUCCUCUGUACACACUUUGUUGAAAAAAUUACAAUUUCUUUUCAAGCUACCUGGCAAUCUUAAGGAUAAAAUAAACGAAGAAAAAUAUGCAGAAGCAGUUCAAGAUUAUGUCCAUGCGCAAAGAGUUUUAAAUCAAUACAGCAACAUGCCAUCCUUCCAAGGCAUCCAAAAAGACUGCGAGGAUAUUUUAGAAGAAUUAAAAUCUAAACUCAGGUUACAAUUUCAUAAGAGAGACGCUUCUGCUAAAACAUUAGCCGAAAAUAUAGAUCUUUUGCUACAAUUAAAGGAACCAGCUGAUUCAUUAUGCACUGAAUUCUUGAUACAUGCUGAAGAAAGAUUAACGGAACAAUUAGAUAUUUUGAAGGAUAUGUGUGAAAACGAUAUUAUAGAGUUUGUAGACAUGGCUUCUUCAGGAUUUCUUAGUGAUUUAUGUCUAAUUGUGACUUCCUACAAUGAUAUGUUCAUAAAUCGAUCAUUGGAAGACGAUUUAAUUGAUGAUUUUGAAAUAAAAGCUAUGGAUCCAUUUAUAUAUAUAAAUAAGUUUAUUUUGAGCAAUAUGAAAAAAUAUUUUGAUUUAAUGAGCAAAAGAGUGGAAGAUGUAGCAGAUACAGCGAUUUUAGUAAGAGCUCUUGAUAGAUUUCAUCGCAGGUUACAAGCUAUGAAUACGUUGUUCAAGGAGACAGACUUUACUAGAAUUGGUACUGAUCUUGUUGUAAAUGCUGGCCGAAAACAAUGUCGCAAUCAUUUGCAUAGUCUGAAACAACACUUGAGUGAGAUUUUAGUGAAAAUAAGGCAGACUUUAGCUACUAAGGUCACACAGGAUGGUGAUGGAGGAUUAGCGGAACUUCAAGCUUUGCUUAUUAUGCCCACUAUUGAAAAAAUUAAAGGAGUUUUACAGGAUUUAUUGGUAUUUUUACAGCCAGACUUGUCAUUCAGUUUAAAAACGCAAUUUUUGCAAAGUUUCUGUGUAGAUGAAGUCAGAGAAGGAUUAGUAAUCGGUUUUUUACAUCAUCUCACAGCUACAGUAGCUGGAUUUUGCAAUGGAUCUGAUGUACCCAAAUUUCCACCCACCCUAUUACUUCUGCUCAGUAAAAUGUGCAUCGAGUACAAGGAAAGCAACGUCCGUUAUCUGCUUACGACCAUCGACGAUCUUUUCAGUAUUGAUCAAUAUGCAUCUUCAGAAAAUAUCAUAACUCCCGGAUCAGAAAUGUGUGAUAGUUUUCAAGAGGCUGCUCAGAAUUUGUUAAAUCACUAUGUACGAAUUCAGGGAUUGACAGUAUCCCAAAUGCUGAGAAAAUCCGUAGAGACCAGAGAUUGGUUGCACACGAUUGAACCUAGAACCGUGAGAGCUGUUAUGAAGAGAGUUGUCGAAGAUGUAACUGCCAUUGAUGCACAAGUUGCUGCUUUAUACGAUGACAAUGAUGGUCAGGUCGAUAGAAGUAGCGACAGUAGUAGAAAGACUCACAGUGUUAGCAUAUCUAGGCAACAUUAUAGAUCAAAUUGGUCAUCUUAUACACCUAGUCACAUCGAUUCUUCUCUAGUGACGAAUAUCCAUAAAUUGUUCUCUGAACGAAUCGAAAUAUUCUCUUCUGUACAAUUUAACAAGGCAUCUAUUCUAACAGGAAUCAUCAAAAUAAGCUUGAAGACUUUCCUUGAAUGCGUGAGAUUGCGAACGUUCAGCAAAUAUGGUUUACAACAAAUUCAAGUGGAUACUCAUUAUUUGCAACUUUAUUUAUGGCGAUUCGUGUCAGAUGAAAAUGUGGUUCAUUUUUUGCUAGACGAGAUUUUAGGUAGUGCAGUCCAUAGAUGUCUGGACCCUGUUUUGAUGGAGCCCAGCGUAGUGGACAUUAUUUGCGAAAGAGGUUGAAUUAUGAACGUUAAUAAAUUAUCUUGUACAGUCAUACAUAGAAAUAUACCAAAAUAAUAU